Messenger RNA from Kalmanozyma brasiliensis GHG001, 2382 nucleotides. RefSeq names its product Histone methylation DOT1. Gene Ontology annotation, biological process: regulation of transcription regulatory region DNA binding; DNA repair; DNA damage checkpoint signaling. The coding region runs from base 1 to 2382 and encodes 793 amino acids. The record is from RefSeq and is a predicted model, not a curated record. The transcript has a single exon. Gene Ontology annotation, molecular function: histone H3K79 methyltransferase activity. NCBI's taxonomy places the organism in Eukaryota, Fungi, Basidiomycota, Ustilaginomycetes, Ustilaginales. Gene Ontology annotation, cellular component: nucleus.
AUGAUCAAUUUCUUCGGCGGCAAACCGCCAGCCACCAACAAGCAGCCGGCGUCCACAUCCAACGGUGUAGGCACCUCCUCCGCCUCCACCUCGUCGUCUGCUGCUGCCGCCCAGCCUCCACUCAAAAAGACAAAGUUGGCCCCACCACCGCCCGUCACAGUCGUCACCACCGUCAAGAAGAAGGUCGCCCCUCCUCCGACCACACAGCCUCGUGAUCCCAUCGCUGCCCUCUCUGGCCGCUCCAAGAAUGCACUUCCGGAGGAGAAGCGUCGUCGUAUCAUCGAAGAGAGGCUCGCUGCCCAACAACAAAAGUCGAUCGAGACCAGUCUCGAGGCUCAAUUGAGAGCACCAGUCAAGUCCUCCUCCAAAUCCAAGAGCUCCAGCUCGAGCUUGAAAAGGGCAUCUGCACCAGCAUCCAAGCCUAAACCAAAGAAACCGCGCAAGAAGGUCCUCGACUCGGACGAUGACGAUGACGACUUUGGAGGCUAUGGUCAGUCAUCUCGAAAUGGAAGCACCGCCCCUUCCACUCCGAGAGGGUCGAAGCGGGCCAGCGUAGACCCACACCCGACCUCCGACAGCUAUCAGAAGGUUGGCAGAGAAGGCGUGCUGCCCAACUACACUGUUCCGCGAGACAUUCUGGCGUCCCAAUCCGCGCCCUCCGAUGCAGACGCAGCAGCCUCCACAAAUGACAAACUUGGCACGCCCAUCUCAUCGGCCGACAUUGUCACUUCCAAUAUCAAGAGCUACGGGCCCUACUUCAACGGCCUCGGCGAUGCACCGCGUGCUACUCUCGAGUAUCCUGGUGCCAAUGCUUCCGAGGAGUUUCUGCUGCUGGUCCCCAAGGAUACCGACGAAUAUGACCCGCUGUUCGAGCUUCUCGCCACCGUCCGCACCAUCGUCACUCACUACCUCACCGAUGAACAGCGCGAAGCUUUUGGCUCGCUUGACAGCCUCCAGGUCUCCAACAACGCCGGCAUGAUCCUGCCCAGCGCCAGCAACGGAGCUGGCGCCACAAGCGUAUCUUCCAACACAGUCGCUGCACUGGCCGAGACAAACGGCAUCAACGGCACACGCGCUAAGUCGGCCGAUUUGCUUGAUGGGCAGGGCUCCAAAGCUGAGCGUCGGGAUGAGCUCGUCGGCGGUCUCUCUUCAGAAGAGGCCGGGUCAAAGACGCCAGAUCCGCACACCAACGGCAUUUCUCAGACGGCUCCCGAGUCUCCCACCUCGCACAACGGCAGCGUCUCCGCCUCCACCGGUGGCAGCUCCGUCGCCAAGACCGUCCUCAUUAACAACGCGCUCCUUCGACUCGACUCUCCCGCACCAACCGAGUCCUCUCUCGCAUCGGACCUUUCCUCGAAUCCGGCCUCGCCCGCCGAUCCCGACUCGAUCCUGCGCUCCUUCACCAAGGCACGCAAUCGCCGUGACGGUCCGCUCUUCAUGCGCACCCUCUCGCGCUUCAACGCCGCUCUCGUCGCUCUCCGCUCCACCGGCGCGCUCUCCACCAACAUCGCUGCGCUGGGCACCACCACCGGUGUACCAGAAGGCAUCUGGCGUCUGAUCCAAGACCAAGUGUACGCACGAAUCGUCGGUCCGCGCGUCGAAGAGUUGGGUCGCUACCAAGCGUUCUCCGACAACGUCUAUGGCGAACUCCUGCCUCGGUUCAUGUCCGAGAUUGCGCAGCUGACGUCUCUCGGACCUGGAAAGGUCUUUGUAGACCUCGGUUCCGGAGUGGGCAACCUGUUGAUCCAGACGAGUCUUCAAACGGGCGCCGAGGCGUACGGAUGCGAAAUGAUGCCCGUUCCCGCGUCGCUUGCGUCGCAGCAGAUCACGGAGGCACAGUCGCGCUGGGCAGCGUGGGGUCUGCGCGGUGGCGAAGCCGUCGAAGCGUGGGCGGGCGACUUUGGCGAACAUACAGGCGUGAGGGACGUGCUGAAACGCGCCGAUGUGGUGCUGGUCAACAACUACGCGUUUCUGCCUAAGACCAACGAGAACCUCUCGUUGCUGUUUUUGGAUCUGCCGGACGGAGCACAGAUCGUAUCGUUGAAGCCGUUCGUUCCGCCGGACUUCAGGUUGACGCAGCGCACGCUGAGCAGUCCACUGGCGAUCUUGAGGGUCACGGAGAGGCUGUAUACGAGCGGGUGCGUGAGUUGGGCGGAUGGUGGCGGAAAGUACUACAUUCAGACGGUGGAUAGGAGUCUGGUGAGGGAGUUCUUGGAGGCGGCGAAUGGGGAUGGAGCAGCAAGCGGGAAGAGAGGCAGGGCAAAGGGAAAGUUGGGAAGGGGCGACAGCGAGGAUAUGAUGGUCGGCCAGGAUGUUAGGCGCAAGCGGUGGAAGGCUGCUCUGGAGGACGACGAUGACGAUGAAGGGGAGGAUGAGAUUUAG